Lactuca sativa (garden lettuce) is the source of this 3112-nucleotide messenger RNA. RefSeq lists its product as uncharacterized. Gene Ontology annotation, molecular function: protein binding. The record is from RefSeq and is a predicted model, not a curated record. Lineage: Eukaryota; Viridiplantae; Streptophyta; Magnoliopsida; Asterales; Asteraceae.
GCCCUCCCACCCGGGCUUAUUCGGUUUGCUAUCAGUUAACCCCACCCAUGGUUCCUCAGCCCUCGUUCCCAUCUCCCCUCUCUCCCAGCCUCACCCCCGGUUGCCGUUCAUCGUCGCCUCCGCAGUUCGUUACUUUAUGAUAAACUGGCAUCAUAAGGAAUGGUAAAAGAUUGGAGUAUGACUAGAAACCAGAAUCGUGAUACAUCUAGAAAAAUUCCUGACAACAGUGGUGUGGCGCCUUGGUCAGAUCUUAACCAUGAUGUGCUUCUUUUAGUUAUCAUGCAACUGGAGUUGAUUUUAUGUCAUUCAGUGGAGUUUGCAAGUCAUAUAGUUCGUUGCAAAAUAUAACAGGAAAAGGUUUAUGGGUUCCAAAUUAACUACCCAUGUUGAUACAUGGAUCUUUGCAUAUUUUAUAAGAAAGACAAGUGUUGUGUUACCUACAGGAUAUUGAAGGAAGAGUGUUUAAAACCCAUGACUUCUGGCUUGUGAAUCCUGUCAGAAGGCAUGAACUUCAUUUCCCUAAUGUAUGUUUUUCUGUUGACGCUACACCUGAAAUAGGAGUUAGGGCUAUCUUUAUUUUUUAACCAUCAAUAUCUGAGUGGGUGUUUGCCAUAUUAAAUAGUUCCACGAAUAAAAUAUGGUUCUCUACAGCGGGUAAUGGAGCAUGGGAUCUUGUCUGCUCUACUUUGCUUAUUCUUGAUUACCAUCUUUAUCAACGGGAAUAUAUAUAUAUAUAUAUAUAUAUAUAUAUAUAUAUAUAUAUAUAUAUAUUCUGUAAUCAUCGGUUUUGAUUUAUAUGUUGAAACAUUUUUAAGAUUUUCUGAAUUAGCAUUUGUUGCUUUGCAUUUUUCAAUUUUCAUGUUUAAGCAGUUUCAAUGUCACUCACGGUUUUGAUCGAUUAGAUUGUUUUUAGCACCUUUAGCAUUUAGCAUAAUCCAGUUUGAGUGGUAAAACUCAAACAUACCAAAUUGACCCACUAUUGUUACUGCCUCAUCACCCUGGUGAACUAUCAUAAAAGAAUAAAGCUGCCUGUCAGAUCUCCAUGAUUCCUUUGAUUUUGUUGUUACUAAUAUUAUUAAGAUUAGGAUUUCGUUGUACAUUCUGUUUCUGCAAGUUAUCAUAAUUUGCCCUUUUUAGUUUACUUCCCAUAAAAAUCUAAUAUGAAAUAAUUUAUAUGUUUCAUUUUUGUCAUUCCUGAUUUGUUUGGUUUUUAUAGGAUUGAGUUGUGACUUGUGUGUGUUUGUGUAUGUUGCUGUAAAAGUUUCCAUCGGUUUACUUGUAGGAAGCAAGCAUUCUAUGACACUUUACCUCAAUGGAGUGCUUAUGCUAUUUGUUUCCUGCAAUGAAUCCCAUCAUUUACAGGGAACGUUUCUUUAUCAUUAUAUAGUUGACUAAUUAUUUUGAUCCUGAUUUUCCAGUUGCAAUCAAGCAUUCUUAUACAUUUCAUAUUGCAUAUCAUGUACUUGGGUUCCAUAAUCAUUUUGCCUUUAUUUAUUUUUUAUUUUUUUGAGUUGAAUAGAUGGUUAAUCAAGGCAUAUGGAGUAAGUAAUUCAUACUAUAUUAGAAAAUAUUGUGUUAGGAGCUGUUGUAAAUACAUUUUUUGUAUGUCUAUUUAUUAUGGAUGAUGAAGUUUCUUAAUAUACUAAUGCAUACCAGAAAUUAUAUGCUCUAAUACAGCAUUGAAUGACUGGCCCAAGCACAAUGAUCACAUGUGAAGUCACGUGCAUUCACCGCGUCUUGUUAAGGGGUAUGAUUGUCAUUUCUCAUCCAAAUAGAACCCUGAUGUUACCCCUCAAUUCCCAUCUCAUCUCUAGUAUUUAUGCUUUUCUCGAGUACAAAUUUGCAAUCCCUAGAACUCCACCUUCAACGCCGUGUCUUCACCAUUGCAGGACAAGGAGUAUGACCAGAAAUCAGAAUCGUGAUGGUGCAUCAUCAUCUAGCAGGAAGAGAGUCAAUGGUGGUGUGGCACCUUGGUCAGACCUUAACCCUGAUGUGCUUUUUUUAGUUAUGAUGAAUCUGGGGGUGAUUGAUUUUCUUGCAUUCGGUGGUGUGUGCAAGUCAUGGAGGUCACUCGCACGCAAUAAUAAGAAGAUUUUUAUGGCAUCCAGACCACCCAUGUUGAUGUCAAUCUCUGAUCCUUCUUAUGAGAAUAAAGAGUUGUACUGCUGUCUAGAGGACUUUGAAGGUAGAAAGUUCAAAACCAUCCUUCCCCAUGCUGCUGGCAGGAUCUGUGUUGGAAUAACUUGUGGUUACCUGAUCUUGUUCGGAGGGGAAACCAAAGACUUCUGGCUUGUAAAUCUUAUCACAAGGCAGCAACUUCAUUUCCCUUGUUUCCCCUUUAAUGCACGUACUGAUCUAGCAAGAAUCAGAGGUAUCCUUGUCUAUUCACCUUCAGUAUCUGGGUGGGUGUUUGUGGUGUUGUGUACAUUCUCCUGUCAAAUUUGGUUUUCUAUGGCGGGUACACGAGCAUGGAGUCGUAUCUCCACUUUCCUCACGAUUGAUUUACAUGCUUUCAAGGGGAAGAUAUAUACCAUAAACAUUGGUUGUCGUCUAUGUGAAAUGAAACUCACACCAGAGCCCAAAUUGACUUUACUCCAAAACAAGAAUAUUCCACAGCCAGGCUUCUUUUUUCCGGAGUUUGUAAGUUCGGGUGAAAACCUUUAUGUGAUGGACCGUGGGUUCAAAGAUUCAUACACGGUUCACAAACUAGAUUUUGAGGAAAUGAAGUGGGUGUCGUCGGAAAAAACAUUAGAAGAAUGUGCAUUCUUUGUUAACGACUUCAAGUAUUCUGCUGCUAUUAAAUCAGACUUGUGGGUUGAUCAUCGGUCACUAUAUGAGAGAUAUGCUUACUUCCAUUCCACCAUCGAUACAAGUCGAAAAGGCGGGUUCCUUCCUUCAUACAUCUGGUACUUCCCCAGUGAUUGUUUGAAUGUAAAUCUCUUAGAUGAAUGAUGACUUGGAUCGGAUGCACUCUUAUCUUGGUUUUUAUCUUUGCAUAUGUUGAACAUUUUCAAGAUGUUUCAUCCAUGGAUUUGGAUUUUCAGUUUAUUGUUCAAAGAUUUUGGUUGUCACUCAACCUUUUCUUUUAGCUAUAAAUGUCCUUUAUUUACAA